CCGCCAAUGGCAGGGCGGCGGCCGCUCGAAACACCUCCCCCGGCGCCGCGCCGCGCGCACUUCCGGCGCGCGCGGCGGGGGCCGGAAGCGGCGGGCGCGGGGGGUGCUGGGCGGCGCCGGGCGGCGGCGGCGGCGGAGCGGGAGCGCGGCGGGAGGUUGUGGCCAGCAGCAGCUAUGGAGAGGUUGGUGGAACGGUUGGAGAAGGCUGUGGAGCGCCUGGAGACGGUUUGCCAAGCCCCUGGCAGGUGUGGAGAUGGCUCCCCCAAAGGGGUGGCUGAGUACGUGCAGGCUUUCGAUGCCCUUCUGGCUGGCCCAGUGGCUGAGUACAUGAAGAUCAGCAAAGAAGUUGGUGGGGAUGUGCAGACACAUGCUGAGAUGGUUCAUGCAGGGUUGAUGAGCGAGAGAGCAAUCCUGGUGAUGGCCUCUCAGCAUCGGCAGCCAGAAGAGAAUGCCUUCUCAUCCCUCCUGAAGCCCAUCUCAGAGCAGAUCCAGGCGGUGCAGAACUUCAGGGAGAAGAACCGAGGCAGCAAACUGUUCAACCACUUGUCGGCGGUCAGCGAGAGCAUCCCGGCCCUGGGCUGGGUGGCCAUGGCUCCCAAGCCUGGUCCCUAUGUGAAGGAGAUGACUGAUGCUGCCAUGUUCUACACCAACAGGAUCCUCAAGGAGUACAAGGAUGUAGACAAGAAGCAGGUGGACUGGGUGAAAGCUUACCUGAGCAUCUGGACAGAGCUGCAGGCCUAUAUCAAGGAGCAUCACACCACAGGGCUGGCCUGGAGCAAAACAGGUCCUGUAGCAACAGAAGGGACUAAAGCACCAUCUGCUGCCCCUGCUGGGGUUGCACCUCCCCCUCCAGGCCCUCCUCCCCCUCCUGCUCCUGCCCCCAGCAGCUCCAGCAUGGACGACUCUGCCUCCCGCUCCGCGCUCUUCGCUCAGAUCAACCGGGGAGAAGGCAUCACCUCGGGCUUGAGGCACGUUUCUGAUGACAUGAAGACCCACAAGAACCCAGCACUGAAGAGCCAAGGGGGCCCAGUGAGAACUGGACCCAAGCCUUUCACUGCUCCCAAACCAGCCUGCAAUGCUAAUCCCUCCCUAAAGACCUCUCCAAAGGCUCCUCCAUUGCUAGAGUUAGAAGGCAAAAAGUGGAGAGUGGAAAACCAGGAGAAUGCCAGCAACCUGGUCAUCAGCGAGACAGAGCUGAAGCAGGUAGCCUACGUCUUCAAGUGCACAAACAGCACGCUGCAGAUCAAGGGCAAGAUCAACUCCAUCACCCUUGAUAACUGCAAGAAGCUAGGCCUGGUCUUUGAUGACGUGGUGGGCAUCGUGGAGAUCAUCAACAGCAGGGAUGUCAAAGUUCAGGUGCUGGGUAAAGUGCCAACCAUUUCCAUCAACAAGACAGAUGGGUGCCAUGUGUACCUGAGCCAGAGCUCCCUAGACUGCGAGGUCGUCAGUGCCAAGUCGUCAGAGAUGAACAUCCUCAUCCCCACCGAGGCUGGGGACUUUACUGAAUUCCCUGUCCCAGAGCAGUUCAAGACAGUGUGGAAUGGGCAGAAGCUGGUGACCACGGUGACCGAGAUCGCUGGCUAAGCAGAGGAGCUGCAGGGCUGCUGCCUGCCCCUGGCCCUGCUGUGGGACAAAGAGCUGCUUUCAGAUGAUCCUUUUAGAUUUCUUGUACCUUUCUGCUCUCCAAACUGCUUCUCUUCUACCCAGGAGACACAAGCUGCCUGCUUGUCCCUCUGCCCAGGCUGUGGGGUGGGUGGCAGGUCAGUUAGUGUCCACCUCUGGCAGCAGGAAGGUGAAUUUUUAUUUCCCUUUUCUUUUUUUGGUCUCCCCUGCACCAAGUGAUGAUGUCAAGGUUUUAAGUGAGUUCCCAGCCAGUACUGGCAGUUGGCUUUCAGAGUGUUGUUCAGGUUUGGGGUUUUGGGGGUUUCUUUUGUGUUGCCUUUAAGCAAAGUGUUUGUGGGAGAGAGGAAUGUUGUCCCCUUUGAACAGGGAGUGGUUUGUGGGGAGGGCCAGAGGGGCCAAGGUGGCUCCAGGAGCUCCUGGCAGCUGCUUCAUUCCAGCUCCAUGUACUGCUUGAUGGCAUUACAGGACAUGGGCAUGGCUUAGUUGGACCAAAGGCUGAGGACCUGGGCCCUAGCAUUCCACCCUCAUUUCUCUUCCAUCAUUCCUUCUAGCUCAGUGUACUUCUGAUUGUGCCAUGCCAGAGGCUUCCUAGUAACCAGUGCCAGAGGAAGCUGCAGUGGAGUAGCUGUGGGUACCCUGCUCCUGGCAGUCUGGUUGCUAGCUUGGAGCUGAGCACCUCUGAUUCCAGGAGCCCUCCUCCCUCCAAAGGGAAUCUUUGCCUCAGGGCUUCCUUCUUGGAGCAGCUGCACUCAGGUUGUCUUCCAGAAGAGCUCUGAAGGUGUCCCCCUCCUGCAGAGGAAGGAUCUCCUCACUGCAGGUCAGCUGUGCAGUGCUGGAGCUACCUGAGCUGCAUCAGGGCAGUUCAGCUGCAGCCAGCCCCCACCAAGGGAAUCCUCUCAGCCUCUCUUCCCUGUUGCUUGGCUCUUGGCUUUGGUGGAAGCUUGCAGCCUCUGUUCCAGGGCUCUGGAGCAGGGUGGUGGAUUUCAGCCCCCAGUCCUGUACUGACCCCCACAGGGACCUGCAGCUGCUUUGACCUUCGGUGUUCUGUUCCCCCUCCCCCAGGCCUCGGGUGGCACAAGCAAUCCCCAGAGCA
Molecule: messenger RNA, 2716 nt
Organism: Dryobates pubescens (Downy woodpecker)
Lineage: Eukaryota; Metazoa; Chordata; Aves; Piciformes; Picidae
Gene: CAP1
Product: cyclase associated actin cytoskeleton regulatory protein 1
Biological process (GO): cytoskeleton organization; cell morphogenesis; regulation of adenylate cyclase activity
Cellular component (GO): cytoplasm
Molecular function (GO): actin binding; adenylate cyclase binding
Source: RefSeq, a predicted model, not a curated record